UUCGAAAACUUGCACGGUGAGGGACGCCGUGGAGGAGAAAGAAAAACGUAGUGGACAAAACACAAUGGCGACAGCGGCAACUGGAGCUGGCGGAACGGGUUCGAGUGGACCGGCGACCGGUCCAGUGGGCGGCGGCGCUGCCGUGGGUCGAAAGAAGGACGGGGGCCCGUCUUCGAAAUUCUGGGAGAGUUCUGAAACGGUAUCUCAGCUGGAGACAGUUCGGUUGUGGAUUGCCAAGCACUACAAAAAGCAUGUCCAGAACGACUCUCCCUCAAGCAAGUCGCUGGCCGGCCUGGUCGUCCAGUUGCUGCAGUUCCAGGAGGAUGCCUUUGGUCGAAGGGUCAACAACCCCGCCCUCACCAAGUUACCGACCAAGAGUUUCCUGGAUCUUAAGGCCGGUGGUGCUCUUUGUCACAUUUUGGGCUCGGUUUACAAGUUCAAGAGUGAGCAGGGCUGGCGUAGGUUUGAUCUCCAGAACCCCUCCAGGAUGGACCGUAACGUGGAGAUGUUUCUUAACGUGGAGAAGUCCCUGGUUCAGAAUAACUGUCUGACUCGACCAACGGUCUUCCUGUCCACCGACAUGGAACAGAAGCAAGCCAAUAAGCUCAAAGACAUCAUCAAGAGGCACCAGGGCUCCAUCACUGAGGAUAAGUCGAAGGCAACCCACCACAUUUACCCCUCUCCUACCCAGCAAGAAGAUGAGGAGUGGCUUCGUCCAGUCAUGCGCAAGGACAAGCAAGUGCUGGUGCACUGGGGCAUGUCCCCCGACAGCUAUGACACCUGGGUGGCCGUCGGCGAGGUGGACGGAGACGUGGAGGACCCCCCGAGCGCAGAGAGACCCUGGAAGGUCCACGCCAAGUGGGUGCUGGACACAGAUGCCUACAACGAGUGGAUGAACGAGGAGGACUAUGAGGUGGACGAGAACAAGAAGCCUGUCAGCUUCCGCCAGAGGAUCUUCCCCCGGGAGGAAGAAUCUUCCCGUACGCCCGACCGCAAGGAGCGCAAGGCCAACUCUGCCGGCAAGAAGAGACGCCGCUCUCCCUCCCCGCCAACCACCCCUGCAGAGUCCCGCAAGAAGGGAGGAAAGAAGGGGAACCCCGGGGCUCACUGGAAGCGGCGCAGCCACCGCGGGGGGGAGGAGGAUGACACGGAGGAGGACCUGAGCAAAGACCUGGACGACUCCUCCACCAACCCUACCCUGGACGAGACCAGUGGCACCAAGAACGAUGACAUGGAGGACGACUCAGUUCUGUCAGGUGGAAAGGAGGACGAGGAGCAGAGCAAGGCGGAGGUCAACCGACUGAUGGACUCCGAGGACAACGUCACAGAGCAGACUCACCACAUCAUCAUCCCCAGUUACGCUGCCUGGUUUGACUACAACUGUAUCCAUGAAAUUGAGAGACGAGCCCUGCCAGAGUUUUUCAACGGGAAGAACAAGUCGAAAUCCCCAGAGAUAUACCUGGCCUACCGCAACUUCAUGAUCGACACGUACCGCCUCAACCCCCAGGAGUACCUCACAUCGACCUCCUGCCGCCGUAACCUGACGGGGGACGUCUGCGCCGUCAUGAGGGUGCAUGCGUUCCUGGAGCAGUGGGGUCUGGUGAACUACCAGGUGGACUCAGAGAGCCGCCCGCUCCCCAUGGGACCGCCCCCAACCCCCCACUUCAACGUCCUGGCCGACACCCCCUCGGGACUUAUCCCCCUCCACCACAGACCCCCGCAGAUUCCUCCAGCUCAGCCCAUCAUGAACUUCUCGGAGAAGAACAAAGACAAACCCACCAAUAUGCAGAACUUUGGCCUGCGCCCCGACCUGUACGCCAAGAAAAACCUCAAGGGCAAGGGACCCACCUCCGGCCGGGAGUGGAGCGAACAGGAGACCCUGCUCCUCCUGGAGGCGCUGGAGAUGUACAAGGACGACUGGAACAAGGUGUCGGAGCACGUGGGCUCCAGGACCCAGGACGAGUGCAUCCUGCACUUCCUGCGGCUGCCCAUCGAGGACCCCUACCUGGAGAGCACGGAGGCCACCCUGGGCCCCCUGGCCUAUCAGCCGGUGCCCUUCAGCCAGUCGGGGAACCCCGUCAUGAGCACCGUGGCCUUCCUGGCCUCCGUGGUGGACCCCCGCGUGGCCUCGGCCGCCGCAAAGGCAGCGCUCGAGGAGUUUUCGCGUGUGCGUGAGGAGGUGCCGGCCGAGCUGGUGGAGGCGCACGUGAAGAAGGUGCAGGAGGCGGCCAGGAGCACCGGCAAGGUGGACCCCGCCUUCGGCCUGGAGAGCAGCGGAAUCGCCGGCACUGCCCCCGAGGAACCGGAGAAAACAGAGAGCCAGGAAGCAGAGAAGAUGGAUACCGACUCCGACUCGCAGCAGGGGGAUAAGGCGGAGUCCAAGGACGAGGCGGAGAAGCCCAGCGAGUCCGCCGAGAAGAGGGACGACAAGGCGGAGGGCGGGGAGAAGGUGAAGAAGGAGGCGGGCGAGGCCACGGAGCGCCCGGAGCCAGAGGCCGAGGGGCCGGAGGUCAAGGCCGCCGGCGCCGCAGACAAAGACAGCGAGGAGGCCAUGGAGACGUCGUCCGAGAAGGGGAAGGGGAAGGAGAAGGAGGAGAAGAGUCGAGAGGAGGAGGAGGACGAUGAGGAGGAGGAGGAGAAGGGCGAGGGAGAUGAGGAGGAGGAGGAGGAUGAGAAGAAGAAGCUGGAGCUGGAUGUCGGAGAGGGGAACAUCGCCACCGCCGCGGCUGCCGCGCUGGCCUCUGCCGCCACCAAAGCCAAGCACCUGGCCGCGGUUGAGGAGAGGAAGAUCAAGUCCCUGGUGGCGCUGCUGGUGGAGACUCAGAUGAAGAAGCUGGAGAUCAAGCUGAGGCACUUUGAGGAGCUGGAGACCAUUAUGGACCGCGAGAAGGAGGCCUUGGAGCUGCAGAGGCAGCAGCUGCUGACGGAGCGGCAGUCCUUCCACAUGGAGCAGCUCAAGUACGCUGAGAUGAAGGCCCGCCAGCAGAUGGAGCAGCAGGCUGCAGCCGCCGCCGCUCAGGGCCAGGGCCCCGGGCACCACGGGGGACCCCCGCCCGCCAUGCACUCCGGAUACCCCCCCAUGGGCCAUCACGCCAUCGGCCCCCACCACCCUGCAGGACCAAUGGGACCAGGGCCCGUCCAAGGGCGUAUGAUGUCCGGGCCCCCACCUGGCGGCCCCCCACCAGGCAGCAUGCCACCCAUGAUGGGCCCCCGGCACCCAGGUGCACCCAAUGGCAUGUAUCCAGGACCGUCGGGUGAUGGGAUAGUGGCAGUCCCCACAGGUCCUCCAGCGCCCCCUGCUGCACGGGUGGCAGAUAACUAGGACACUCAAACACAUGCAUACACUCACACUCACUCUCACUAACUAUCUGACGCGAAUAAUGGCCUUCCUUCCUGACUAAAAAUAUUUCUUUCCCACUCAAAAAUGACGAUAGCUUCUUAUUUUAGACACACAUUUACACACACACACACACACACACACACACACACACACACACACACACACACACACACACACACACACACACACACACACACACACACACACACACACACACACACACACACACACACACACACACACACACAGGGCUCAAAGGCAAGGCUGACCCAAGCUUCCAUGGCUCCAUCUGUCCUACAUACCCACAUCCAUGCAUGCACAUACCCCCCCCCCCCCGGCUUCUCUCAGGGCACAGCGGCGAGGGUCGUUUAGUAAACACUGUUUUGUACUCUGCUAUGGCCUCAUGGACGCACAUCCGCAGAGUCAUCCCUAUUUAAUGAACUAGGGAGGAUGACACGAUGAACCCCCCCCCCCCCAUCGCUUAUUUACCUCCUAAUGAUGCUGUAGACUCCCACCCCCCAUCCCUUCUCUCUCAGCCUCCCUUUGUAAAGACCCCGAUGCUCGAACACGCAUACACACACACCAUCACACACACAUAUACUGUCUCGCUCUCUUGCUUGUCCUCUGUGAUCCUAUACUUAACCACCAGGGGGAAAAGGGUGAGACUGUUGUUACCCAAGAGUUCAGAUACGUCAGUAGUGUGGCAAUCAUGUGGAAUAGGGGAUCAAUCCAAUGAACACGCAUACACACGAAAACACUGGCUGCCCAAACGCUGAGUAUCUACCUCUACGCUUCUUCAAAAAACAAUACACUGUAGGUGUGUGUGUGUUGUUGGUGGGGGGAUCCUUUCUAUUGAUCGAAGGGUGUGGUUAUUACACAAGCCAACCACCCAUCCGUAACACACUUAAACACACCCAAUUCUGGAUUCUGUUCCCUGUAGACUGGCUGGACACAUCGCAGUGUGUAUCAGAAGCACAUGUGGUGCCAUCUCGGCUUCUGACUGAAUCACUACUGUAUCUGUCACGUGUACUCUCCUGGCGCACCGGGCACUACUGGAUCUGUAACAUGCGCUCUCCUCUCGCCAGUGCACUGCUGUGUCUGUACACGUGCACGGUGGUCAUCCACGUGCUGAUGAUAAUGAGCCUACUACUCAUACAAGCUUACUUCGCUCUGCACCCCCCCCCCCCCCCCCCAACACCGCCUACCUCUCUCACACACGCACUCCCCACACACACAGGACUUGAUUACAACAGUCUUAUUCCACUCACGAGCUUGACGGGGAAAAUGGGUCAACCCAAGCUAACAUGUUCAUAUAUACUCAUAGUUUAAGUACGUGUGUUACUACAUGUGCUUAAUAUGUACAUAUGUCCAUCAAAGUUCUGCCAAUAUAUGUACUUGUCAAAUGGCUAAUUAUAUCAACUAUUACAUUUUACAUGUUUCAUAGCUGGACUGAGAUGUUGUAAUCAGAGUACGGGAUUGAAAAGCAAAUGCCAAAUGCAAACUUUUUGAUUAUUUGCAGUACUUAAGGUAGUGGUACGUGGUGGGCUUAUGCCUUUAGCUCCACCUCCAACCCCCCCCCCCCCCCCCCUGUCCCCCCGUCCCCUCUGCUGUUUUCUCGCUAGUACUGUUAGCAACUCUCUGCUACCUCCUCUUCGCUCCUGGCCUAGCUACCUCUCGUUAGAGCUCUUCCUCUCGCUAAGCGCUACCUCUCUGACGUGGCCGCGCGACGGCCUAGCUUUCCUGCCUCCUCCCACAAUGCUGUGCGCUUCCAGACCCAACGGAACGCUAGCACGUUGGCCACCGGCGCCGUUCUCCGUCAGGAAGGAGAAACGCUUUCACCCGCGCACACACAUACACACGCAUAAACAUACGACACCUGUGCACACAUUUUUCGAUGACACAAUUUUAACGUACCCCCUAACUGAACUUUCCAGGCUGUUGAAUAUUUGUCCUGGAAGGAAAAGCCAGGAACCCCCUUCCAUAUGUAAUACUUUUUUGGCUACUCUUUUUGUGUUUAUGGUAAUGUAUUUUUGAUGAAUAAACUUUGUGUAGACUGAGCUCUUUGUUCUUCAGAAUAUUUGUAGCAGUUGUUUUUAUUUUUUUUAUGUUUUUCUUUUUUUUUCUUUGCGUUUGUCUUUUUAUGGGGUCUGGACCUACACACUGUCAAAUAAACGUUUUUGUAUGAGC
Messenger RNA from Gadus morhua (Atlantic cod), 5527 nucleotides. RefSeq names its product SWI/SNF related BAF chromatin remodeling complex subunit C1a (gene smarcc1a). Bases 65 to 3322 code for a protein of 1085 amino acids. Lineage: Eukaryota; Metazoa; Chordata; Actinopteri; Gadiformes; Gadidae. Gene Ontology annotation, molecular function: protein binding. Gene Ontology annotation, biological process: cell projection morphogenesis. The transcript has 27 exons. The record is from RefSeq and is a predicted model, not a curated record. Gene Ontology annotation, cellular component: synapse.